Sorghum bicolor (sorghum) is the source of this 2233-nucleotide messenger RNA. RefSeq names its product probable mannan synthase 9. NCBI's taxonomy places the organism in Eukaryota, Viridiplantae, Streptophyta, Magnoliopsida, Poales, Poaceae. The coding region runs from base 212 to 1822 and encodes 536 amino acids. The transcript has 9 exons. Gene Ontology annotation, cellular component: Golgi apparatus. The record is from RefSeq and is a predicted model, not a curated record. Gene Ontology annotation, molecular function: mannan synthase activity.
UGCGGGAGCCGACAAAGCCUACCACCCUCGCGUUUCCUCACCCUUUUAUUCUCCCCCGCGAGCAGGCACCGGCACCACCCCGGCGCCGGCGGCGCUGCGUUGCCGCCGCCCGGCCACCCCCGCAUUGCGAGGGGUGCCGUCGUCCACGCCUGCUGCUGCCACCUCUUUUAUCCCGGAGCGGCGGAGGAGAUCGAUCGAGGAGACAUAUAUAAUGGCCGGUGCGGCGGUGGUGCCGGGCCACUACUCCGGCAGCAGCAGCGGCGACGUCGUCGACGUCGCGGCGCUGUGGCAGCAGGUCAAGUCCCCGGUAGUGGUGCCGCUGCUGCGGCUGUCGGUGUCGCUGUGCCUGGCCAUGUCCGUGAUGCUGUUCGCGGAGAAGGUGUACAUGGCCGUGGUGCUCCUGGUGUCGCGCCUGCCGCUGCUCGGGCGGCGGUACCGGUGGGAGCCCAUCGUCCGCGACGGCGACGGCGACCUCGAGGCCGGCGGCGGCGGCGCGGCCGCCUGCUACCCCAUGGUGCUCGUCCAGAUCCCCAUGUACAACGAGCGCGAGGUGUACCAUGUGUCGAUCGGGGCGGCGUGCGGGCUGUCGUGGCCGUCGGACCGGAUCAUCGUGCAGGUGCUGGACGACUCCACCGACCCCGUCAUCAAGGAGCUGGUUCGUGCGGAGUGUUGGCGGUGGGCGAGCAAGGGCGUGAACGUCAAGUACGAGGUCCGGGACAGCCGGCGAGGGUACAAGGCCGGCGCGCUCCGUGACGGCAUGAAGCGCGCCUACGUCCGCGGCUGCGACGUGGUGGCCAUCUUCGACGCCGACUUCCAGCCGGACCCGGACUUCCUGCGCCGCACCGUGCCCUUCCUCCUCCACAACCCCGACCUCGCGCUCGUCCAGGCGCGCUGGAACUUCGUGAACGCAGAUGAAUGCCUGAUGACAAGGAUGCAGGAGAUCUCCCUGGAUUACCACUUUACAGUGGAGCAGGAGGUCGGCUCCUCCACCUACGCCUUCUUCGGCUUCAAUGGAACUGCUGGUGUAUGGCGCAUAUCCGCUUUGAACGAGGCAGGAGGAUGGAAGGACAGGACCACGGUUGAGGACAUGGAUCUGGCAGUCCGAGCAAGCCUCAAAGGAUGGAAGUUUGUAUUCCUUGGUGAUCUCAUGGUGAAAAAUGAGCUCCCAAGUACACUCAAAGCGUACAGAUAUCAGCAACACAGAUGGUCAUGUGGACCGGCGAACUUGUUUAGGAAAAUGUUGAUGGAGAUCGUCAGAAACAAGAAAGUGACACUUUGGAAGAAGAUCCAUGUCAUCUACAACUUCUUCCUUGUGCGCAAGAUCAUAGCACACAUUGUGACGUUUGUGUUCUACUGCAUCGUUAUCCCUGCGACGGUCUUAGUUCCUGAGGUUGAAAUACCAAAGUGGGGCUCUGUCUAUAUCCCAACCAUAAUAAGCCUUCUCAAUGCUGUUGGCACUCCAAGGUCGGUCCACUUGAUUGUCUUCUGGAUCCUCUUUGAGAAUGUGAUGUCAUUGCAUAGAACAAAGGCCACUUUCAUUGGCCUAUUGGAGGCAGGCAGGGUGAACGAAUGGGUGGUGACAGAAAAACUUGGUGAUGCCCUGAGGAUGAAAAUGCCAGCCAAGGCAUGCAAGAAGCCCCGCAUAAAGAUAGGAGAUAGGUUGCAUAUUCUGGAGCUUGGUGUUGCAGCUUACCUCUUCUUCUGUGGAUGCUAUGACAUUGCAUUUGGGAACAACCACUACUACAUAUUCCUAUUCCUUCAAUCCAUCGCUUUCUUCAUUGUUGGCAUAGGCUAUGUUGGAACAUUCGUCCCCCACUCAUAGCAGAAUCAUUCUGAGACUACCCAUCCUGAUUCAUGGAAAGCAGUUGAUAGAUAAGAUCAAGCAAACCUCUUCUUGUAUGUAAUGUUGUCAGGAAAAAAAAUACAGUGUAAAGACAGACAAGUCAUAGAUACAAAUAGGUAUAUGUUUGUUGAAGGAAUGUGCUGUGAUGCGCAUGAGAUUGUUGAUGAUAAGCAGGCCUUUUUGAGUCUCUGUGUCACCGAUGCAGAAUCAGCAGUACAAAAGGUAGCAAAGUGUGGAAGUUCGACUAUUUGUUUUGCAAACAGAAAAAAGAGGAACUGUUUGUCGUUGUCGUUGUUGGCAAGUUUGUUGCGAGAACAUGAUAAAGUUGUACAUGUUCUGUCGUCUCCUUUUACCCUUCUUUUUUCCCAUGUUUAGAUCACCUGUAAUCAA